GACAGUGGCAGAGACAGACCUGUGUCGUGCACACCGCGGACGGACAGACGGACAGACAUGGAGGGCUCCACGGAGGAGGACUACAAAGAGAAAUUAUUAUGGAACGUCAAACGGGAGGUGAAGCAGAUUAUGGAGGAAUCAGUGACUAAGAAAUUUGUCCACGAAGACAGCAGCCACAUCAUUGCUUUGUGCACUGCCAUCGAGGCCUGCCUGGGUCACAUGCUGAAGAGGCGGGCAGCUGGUUUUCUCCGUAGCGACAAGAUCGCCGCCCUCUUCACCAAAGUCGGCAAAGUGUACGACGCAGCCGGCGAGGUUUGCCGUAAAGUGCAAGAGCAGCUCCAGCAGCAGGCUGAUCUCACCAGGAGAACCCAGAGUGUGGGCCAUGAACCUCUGAGGAGACAGGGCUCCUCCACCACCAGCCGUCCCCCUCAGCCCCUCUCUGCCCAGGCCAUCAAACACAUCUGGGUUCGAACGGCUCUCUUUGAGAAAGUUCUGGACAAUAUAGUGCAGUACAUCGUGGACAACUCCAGUAAAUACUAUGAGAGGGAAGCUCUGAUGCAUGACUCAGUUUUCGGGCCCAUCUUGGCAGCCUUACUGGUGGGGCCAUGUGCUCUGGAGUACACCAAACUGAAGACAUCGGAUCAUUUCUGGACAGACCCCUCAGCCAACGAAUUGGUUCAGCGCCAUCGUAUCCAUGGGGCCCAUCGGGGCCAAGACACCUCGGCCGGCCGCCGGCCUGCCCUUGGGAUCCGCAAGAGGCAGUCCAGUGGCAGCAUGUCAGAGGACAGGUUUGCGGCAUCAGCGAGGGAAUAUGUGGAGUCUCUUCACCAAAACUCCAGAACACACCUUCUCUAUGGCAAAAACAACGUCCUCGUGCAACCGAAGAAGGACAUGGAGGUUUUGCGGGGCUACCUGUCACUACACCAGGCUGGGGAGAACCUCACCCUGAAGUGGACACCUAACCAGCUCAUCAACGGCACGCUGGGAGACUGUGACCUGGAGAAGAGUAUCUACUGGGACUAUGCCCUGACUGUCCCACUGCGUCAGAUAGUCUGUAUCCACUGUCACCAACGCCCUGACUGUGGUGGUACACUGGUUCUGGUCAGUCAGGAUGGGAUCCAACGGCCUCCCCUCCACUUCCCCCCUGGUGGUCACCUCCUUGCUUUCCUCUCCUGUCUGGAAACAGGCCUUUUGCCACGGGGUCAACUGGAGCCCCCCCUCUGGUCCCAGAAAGGCAAGGGAAAGGUGUUCCCUAAACUGAGGAAGAGGAGCAGUGCUGCUAGGCUCAUAGACCAGGACAGGAACGGUGAGGAGGAGACAGCUGCUGACUACGUGUUUCGCAUCGUCUACCCUGGAUACCGCUACGACGCAAUCACUAUAAACUACCACCACACCACGGGCAGCCGUGCUCCGUCGCUGGACGAUGACGAGGAAGAGGAAGAUAGGCUCCAUGCUAUGAUCUCAAUGAUCUGCUCGCGGAACCUCACAGACCCUAAUGUCAUGAAAGUGAAUUGUAGGUGCAGCUGCAGCUCCCGAGUGUCAGAUGGAGGGGGACAGGAAGAGGAGGAGCACAAGCACAAAGAGAGGAAGUCUCAGGGCAUGAGCGAGUCUUCAGCGCACACCAUCUUGAUGGAUGAACAGUUACAAACAGUCAGUAAAACUGUCAACCACGGGGAGAUGAUGGAGAUGCAGGGUUUCGGAGGCAGCCCGUCGUCGUGGCAACAGGCCGAAGUAACCACUCACGAGUCGCUGUGCCAGUCCUGCACCACGGCGGGUAGCAACGUGUCGUUCGACUACCCGGCCGGCUGUACCUGCAUACACGACCCAUCAGACAUUCAUACUGUUCCUCUUAAGAUGCUCUGCCAGAACAUGAAGAGGCAGAUAGUCUCCAGAGCCUUUUAUGGAUGGCUGGCCUACUGUCGACACCUGUCCACUGUGCGGACUCACCUGUCAGCUCUGGUCAACCACAACAUCGUCCCUCCAGACAGACCCUGCGAGGCGGCCGGGGGCCUCAGCAAAGAGGUGUGGAGCAAAUACCAGAAAGACUGCAAGAACUAUAAGGAGCUGGAGCUGCUUAGGCUUGUUUAUUAUGGCGGAGUGCAACAUGACAUCAGGAAGGAGGUUUGGCCUUUCCUGCUGGGACACUACAAGUUCGGCAUGGGCAAAAAGGACAUGAGCCAGAUUGAUGCAAAGAUCAGCGAGCGCUACCAGCAGGUGAUGCGUGAGUGGAAGGCAUGUGAAGUAAUCGUCAAGCAGAGGGAGAAGGAGAUGCAGUCGGCCAUCUUUGCCAAGCUCUCCUCCGGCAGCAGCAUUGACAGCCAUGUCCUACGACUGGUUCACAGAGACUCCACACUCAGCAAUGAGGUGUUUAUGUCGGUGGAUGAGCCGGAUGCGGGGAGCCAGGAGACCCCCAAUGGAGAGGACAAUACCCCCACCAUGACCACCCUGGUUCCCCCUGCAGCCCUCCCCCCAGAGGAGCGCCCUCUGGUGGAGUUUGACUCCCCUGACUCGGGUCUCCCCUCGUCCAGAAACUACUCUGUGACCUCUGCUCAUUCUCAGAUCCUGUCCAGCAUAGACGACGGUCAGAGUACGGAGGAGGAAGGGGGGGGUGGGGAGGAGGGCAGCACUCCGGGGGUGCUGGGUGGGCGUCAGGACUCUCUGACAGAGGACAGGCUGUGCAGUCAGCUGGACAAACUGGUGACCAAUGGAGCUGCUGCAGAGGGGAUAUCACCUUCACUCUCCUCAUAUACGAUCGAGCUGUUGGACACAGUUGCCCUCAACCUCCACAGGAUAGACAAAGAUGUGCAGCGCUGCGACCGCAACUAUUAUUACUUCACCACAGCCAACCUGGAGAAACUACGCAACAUCAUGUGCAGCUAUGUGUGGGAGCAUUUAGAGAUGGGCUACGUUCAGGGCAUGUGUGACCUGCUCGCUCCACUCAUGGUCAUCCUGGAUGACGAGUGCCUGGCUUACAGCUGUUUCACUCAGCUAAUGAAGAGGAUGAGUCAGAACUUCCCUAAUGGUGGAGCCAUGGACACACACUUUGCCAACAUGAGGUCACUGAUUCAGAUCCUGGACUCCGAGCUGUUUGAACUGAUGCAGCAGAAUGGAGAUUACACUCACUUCUACUUCUGUUACCGCUGGUUCCUGCUGGACUUCAAGAGAGAGCUCCUGUACGAAGAUGUGUUUGCGGUGUGGGAGGUGAUCUGGGUGGCUCCUAGGAUUUCCUCGCAGCAGUUUGUGCUCUUUCUGGCCUUGGCCUUGGUCACAGUUUACCGCGAAAUCAUCAUCGACAACAACAUGGACUUCACUGACAUUAUCAAGUUCUUCAAUGAGAUGGCUGAGCGCCAUGAUGUCCAACAUAUCUUGAAGAUAGCACGUGAACUGGUGCACAAAGUCCAGUCUCUGAUGGACAACAAGUGACUAUAGAGGAAGAGGAGGACUGGGAGAAUGCAGAGUGAGAGUGUCUGACCCUACAGGACACUCCGCUCUUCAUCUCAUCCUUUACAGAGUGUUACCAGGCCUCCACCUGUCCAAAGUAAGUCCAGGGAGUCCAGGUUUCCUCCCUGCCCAAAUGAAGGCCCUGGGAGUGGGGCAGGAACGCUGCUGAGGUCAGCCUAGCUCUGGAGCUCAGCCUCAAUCUGUUUACAUUUACCUUCACAUGGAAUGCCCAUGGUGUCCGUUCAGACAUGUGGAUUUGUCUGCAUGCUUGUGAGUUUGAUCACACUGUGAACGCAUUCUUGAGUCUCCCCAGUUCUACAGAGCUUGUGUGUGCAUGAAAACACACACACACACACACACAGACACACAGACACACACACACACACACACACACACACACACUCCAACUCCAACAACAUUGGCUCUAUCAAUACUCCAGUGUCACCCUAACUCAGAACCAGAAUGUGUUAGAUGCCUGUCAGGAAGGCUGAAGCGUUCUCAGUGUUUGAUGAACGUGUUCCUCCAUGCAAUGCCAGCGGAGGCCACUAGAGUGCAGGAUUUACCUACAACAUUGUCAGAGGAGCUGAAGUCUUAGCCACGAAGAAGUUUUCAUUAGUGACCAAAUGGACUGUGCCAACUACCUUUUCAUGAGCGUUUUCUACAACAAGCAUGUGUGUUUUAUCCCCCCCCCCCCCUCCCUCCUUUUUGUCCAGAGUUAAUUAUCACACAAAUGUUGCCUUUAUCAGUAACAGCCCAAGGUUCUUAGUUGCACUUUUUGUGAUGGUUUCCUAAUCAUAGUCGGUAGGGGCCAGAGGCACCACAAGAGGCCAAACUGUUGAGAAACUUGGAAUGAAUUGCAGCCAUUUUUCCUGACCAUGUUAAUUAGUGUUUAAAGCAUUUUAAUCCUUGCAGCAGAGCACAACAGUAAAGACAAAAGCACAUGGCCUUCCUCCCUACUUUAAUAUGAAACUUGUGAACCUGUAUUUUGUAGUACCAUGAUUUUAGUUCAGGGUCACUGGGGACGCUGAGGUCAUGUCUCCAGUAAUAUUUCUGGGAAUUUGGUGCAUUUAAUGACCUGAGGUGGCUUUUACAUUCUAUGAUUAAAUACAUAUUAGUUUUUUAAUAUCCAAAACUUUUUAGACCAUUGUGUUUUUUUUCCUACUCUCAGAAAAAAAAUUUAAUUCUUAAGAUUUCUUUUUAUGGCUAGUCAAGUGACACAUUCAAUUAUCCAUAACACAGUAUUAUAGAUUUUUGGCUGGUUAGAAGAAGUAGACAUGUCAGACUGAGAGAAAGAGGGUAUAAAAUAAACAUGAUUAGGAAAAUCCUUCGAGAACGGAAAGAAAAUGUCAUAUUCAUCAUAAUUACCAAUAUCUAAAGAUGGAUAUUCAUUUAAGAAUAAGACUGGCAUUAUUCUAUAUUUUAGUUAUUGUCAACAAAUCCUAUGUGAAAACCAAAACCAACAUCCCUACCCCUGUCUGUGGAACUCAAGCGUACUGAAGACGGGUUAGGGUUAAAGGGUUUCAACUGAUUUUAAAAUUAUUCCUUCCUGAGAAUAUGUCACUCUUUUCCUGGGAUUUCUUGCCAUAAACAGGCUUCUUAACUAUAAAAUGCAUUUAUAUUACAUUUGUUGUAAUUUUAUGAUAUAAUUUGUUCAUAUGUGUUAGAUAAUGUGGUAAUAAUAGAUCAGUUCUUCUUAAAAGUACAUCUUAAAUGUGGAAAAACACAUGGUCCUGGCACAGAGGAGAAUGUAAGGUAUAUUGGCUUUGACUACACACAAAAUACUUGUUAGUAGAAUACAUUCUCUGUUGGUUUUGGUCUUUUCAUGGGAUUUGUUGACAAUAAGAAAAUCUGUAUAUUGCCUUAUCCUUUAAAUGAAUCCAUGUUUGUCUUUGGAACUGGAGUCAAACAUGCUCACUGAUCUGAAGGCACCAUGAAGACUGUUAAACUUCUUCUUGCGUUCAGCAGUACCGUCAGGAAAAGUGGUUGCAAUAGUCCAUGUGGAUCAUCAUUCUCCUCCUGCCUAAAGUCCAGCUUCUGAAAAUAAAACAUACUGGGCUGGUCUUUAUAACAGAUCUGUGGUCCCAGUUUUUUUUUUUUUUUUUUUGAAAAGAAGCUGCUUUAAAAGCCAAACUUUCUCUAGUGUUCGGUGAAUCAGUAUUAGGUUGGUUUUGGCUUCUCAGUAACAGCACAGAGUACAUUCAUAUUUGUAUGUGAAGGGAAUCUGGGAAAUUUUUGAUACCGUUUUCAAUCCCCCUCAUUAGUGUAACCCUCGAUCUCCACCCUCCUCGCCUCCUUAAAAUGUCCAACACGGCUGCAUAUGAUUGGUCAUCCAGCACGGACCUGCACCUGUGAUUCAAGUGCCAAGAGUCUUCCCCAAUCCUGAAGUGUACUGUAGUCAUCCGGCUCUCUGAUUUGCUAGUUUGAUCCCAGGAACGGGCGGUGGUGUGGAUGUACCUCGCUUACGGCCUCUCCCCCUCCCCCACCCCGCCGCUAGGGUGGUGGAGGGCUGGCGGGGAAACCAGGGCCCAUAGCAGAGCUUUUUCUUCCAAUCAGGACCUUGUCUACCAAAGCCUUGAAACAGCCCCCUCUGUGGCAUGACAACAAUGUGCAAUUUCAUAAUGCAUCUUGAAGACUGACUGUUUACUAUGUGUGUAAAAUAUUUUUGAAAAUGGUUGUCUUGGAUUCUUUAACUACUGUGCAAUUUGUCGUUUCAGAAAAUCCAUCGAAGUCUAUAUUGCUGUAAAUACGAACCAAAAGCCCAAUAUUUCUAUAAAGACAGUCAGAACAUAUAUAUAUAUAUAUAACUUAUUUUGAGAUCUAUUUUUUAUGUUGGUUUUAGCAGCACUAGUUGGAGGUGUGUACUGUGCAGAAAUGCAGAAUGUGUGCAGACUAUGUUACACGUUGACUGUUAAGUGUUCUUUCUCAAUGUUGUGCACUGAUUUUAAAUUUCUAUUUAGAGAGCCAAUGAUUGCAUUGCUGAAUAUGUAUUGGUAAGGACGUAUCAUUUGCCUUGAAUGUAAUGUAUUAUUAAAUAAGCAUUUGUUCAUUA
Molecule: messenger RNA, 6490 nt
Organism: Micropterus dolomieu (smallmouth bass)
Lineage: Eukaryota; Metazoa; Chordata; Actinopteri; Centrarchiformes; Centrarchidae
Gene: sgsm2
Product: small G protein signaling modulator 2
Exons: 25
Coding region: 58-3423 (1121 amino acids)
Molecular function (GO): GTPase activator activity
Source: RefSeq, a predicted model, not a curated record